GCUGAGCUUCCUCGGCGGGCCCGGCCGCGGCGCUGGGCAUGCUCAGUGGGCCGGCCCCGGUAGAGCGGCGAGCGGCACAGGCACCAAGAUGUCCAACCGAGUCGUCUGCCGGGAAGCCAGCCACGCCGGGAGCUGGUACACCGCCUCAGGACCUCAGCUGAAUGCUCAGCUGGAAGGUUGGCUUUCACAAGUACAGUCUACGAAAAGACCUGCUAGAGCCAUUAUUGCACCCCAUGCAGGAUACACGUACUGUGGGUCUUGUGCUGCCCAUGCUUACAAACAAGUGGAUCCAUCUGUUACCCGGAGAAUUUUCAUCCUUGGGCCUUCCCAUCAUGUGCCCCUGUCUCGAUGUGCACUCUCCAGUGUGGAUAUAUAUAGGACUCCUCUGUAUGACCUUCGUAUUGACCAAAAGAUUUACGGAGAGCUAUGGAAAACAGGAAUGUUUGAACGAAUGUCUCUGCAGACAGAUGAAGAUGAACACAGUAUUGAAAUGCAUUUGCCUUAUACAGCUAAAGCCAUGGAAAGCCAUAAAGAUGAGUUUACCAUUAUUCCUGUACUGGUUGGAGCUCUGAGUGAGUCAAAAGAACAGGAAUUCGGAAAACUCUUCAGUAAAUAUCUAGCGGAUCCUAGUAAUCUCUUUGUGGUUUCUUCUGAUUUCUGCCACUGGGGUCAAAGGUUCCGUUACAGUUACUAUGAUGAAUCCCAGGGGGAGAUUUAUAGAUCCAUUGAACAUCUAGAUAAAAUGGGUAUGAGUAUUAUAGAACAAUUAGAUCCUGUAUCUUUUAGCAAUUAUUUGAAGAAAUAUCAUAAUACUAUAUGUGGAAGACAUCCCAUUGGGGUGUUAUUAAAUGCUAUCACAGAGCUUCAGAAGAACGGAAUGAAUAUGAGCUUUUCCUUUUUGAAUUAUGCCCAGUCGAGCCAGUGUAGAAGCUGGCAGGACAGUUCAGUCAGUUACGCAGCUGGAGCGCUCACGGUCCACUGAAGCUCCGCUCCUCAGGGACGCCACCUGCACAGACUCGGACUCUGUCCAGGGUCCAGCCUAGCCUUUACCAAGACGCUGGUUCUGGUGUGGGGGGAUUCUGAAACCUCAGACUAAUAGAACUCUCUUCUUCUUUUCUAGUAGGUGNAGUCCUCCUUAAUUUCAACUCAUUUUAAAAAUGCUUUCUAGUUUGAGGCAGUGGAAGGAAGGCUGGAAUCAAAAUAUCUGCUCAAUUGGCACACAGUGACUUGUAAAGCAUUUAGCAUACCUGAAAUUUGCACUCUUUGCAGACUCAUGCACAUAUAUUCCGCUUUCAGAAUAGUUUUGCAAAUUGUACACAGACAAAGGGUGGAAGCUUUUUAAUAAAAAGAAAUUGCAUUUAUAAAUGAUCUGUAUUAGAAUAUAAGAAAUCUCCAGUUAUAGACAAUUACUACCCAUGUUGUACAACAGAUACCUUCUAUUUUAGUUGCUAAUAAAGGGCUACACAACUCAAAA
Messenger RNA from Mus pahari (shrew mouse), 1474 nucleotides. RefSeq names its product mediator of cell motility 1 (gene Memo1). Bases 89 to 982 code for a protein of 297 amino acids. The transcript has 10 exons. The record is from RefSeq and is a predicted model, not a curated record. Lineage: Eukaryota; Metazoa; Chordata; Mammalia; Rodentia; Muridae.